CCUCCACAGUGCAGUCAGUUCCGACAGGUGCGCCAUCACGCUUCAUCCUCCGGAUACCUGCCGCGUAUCUCCUCAACUCACACAAACAAACAUCUGCAGCGAAAAUGCCAAAGUGCCCAAAGUGCCAGAAGGAAGUUUACUUCGCUGAGAGGGUGACAUCACUGGGCAAGGACUGGCACCGGCCAUGUCUGAAGUGUGAGAAGUGCAGCAAGACGCUGUCGGCAGGCUCACACGCAGAGCAUGAAGGCAAGCCGUACUGUAACAACCCCUGCUACAGCGCCAUGUUCGGACCGAAAGGAUUUGGUCGCGGUGGAACCGAGAGCCACACCUUCACAUAGGUUCAACGUCUCCUGGAAACUAGAUUGAAGAAGCCAGCACGGCUCCCCGAGUCCAGAUAAUAAAAAUAAAAAAACAGGCAAACAAAUCUGUGCUCUCGUUCAGAAGAGAACAUUUUGCGUGCCUUGUGUUUUUUUAUUUUAUUGUUCUUCUGGUUUCUAAAGAUGGCCGUGUCUGUCCUCUGGUCUCUUUUUGUUCUUUAGGACAUUCUGAUUAAACCUUUUUAAAUCUG
This is a messenger RNA of Pseudoliparis swirei, 568 nucleotides long. It is a transcript of the gene crip1, whose product is annotated as cysteine-rich protein 1. Gene Ontology annotation, molecular function: zinc ion binding. The transcript is spliced from 5 exons. NCBI's taxonomy places the organism in Eukaryota, Metazoa, Chordata, Actinopteri, Perciformes, Liparidae. The record is from RefSeq and is a predicted model, not a curated record. The coding region runs from base 105 to 338 and encodes 77 amino acids. Gene Ontology annotation, biological process: regulation of gene expression; intrinsic apoptotic signaling pathway in response to DNA damage.